Penaeus monodon (black tiger shrimp) is the source of this 3504-nucleotide messenger RNA. It is a transcript of the gene hppy, whose product is annotated as mitogen-activated protein kinase kinase kinase kinase 3-like. The record is from RefSeq and is a predicted model, not a curated record. Gene Ontology annotation, molecular function: protein serine/threonine kinase activity; ATP binding. Gene Ontology annotation, biological process: protein phosphorylation; regulation of MAPK cascade; intracellular signal transduction. Gene Ontology annotation, cellular component: cytoplasm. Lineage: Eukaryota; Metazoa; Arthropoda; Malacostraca; Decapoda; Penaeidae.
GGCACACCAUACUGGAUGGCACCAGAGGUUGCAGCAGUGGAGAGGAAGGGUGGCUAUAAUCAACUUUGUGAUAUUUGGGCUGUUGGAAUUACUGCCAUUGAGUUAGCCGAACUCCAACCACCUAUGUUUGACCUUCAUCCAAUGCGUGCCCUUUUUCUUAUGUCUAAGAGUGGCUUCAAGCCCCCAACGUUAAAAGACAAGGCAAAGUGGACGCAAAAUUUUCAUCAUUUUGUUAAACUGAGUCUAACAAAGAACCCCAAGAGACGUCCAACUGCUGACAAAUUACUCCUUCACCCCUUUGUGGCGGCUGACCUUCCCAAGUGGCUGGCUGUUGAAUUGUUACAGAAAGCUCACAACCCACAGCAUUCAUUCCCUCCUGAAUUAGAGAUUGAUGAGGAAGGGGCAGUCACAAAUGUUCCUCAGAGAAUAACCUCAAGAACUCCUGCACGACCUAAGCAGAGAACUAAGUCAGAACUGCACAUGGAAUCUGUCAACUUUGGUGCUCCACUAGUCACAGAAUUAAAUGCAGAGCCACCUCCAGCCAGGUACCAGGGGGCAGGGCAACCAUGGGACCCAGCCAUGGAGGAGGGAGAAAUAUCACUUGACAACCAUGACGUUGCAUCCAUGUUGAUGGAGAGUGAUCCUGAUAAUGACGUAAAAACCAAUCUGACCUGGACCCAGUCACUCCCUGGAGCACGGAGGGGCAGAGUGGGGCACAGGGACCCAACGGCUAACGGCCCCAGUGAGAAUGGUGGCUAUUUGAGACUAGAUAUGGACAGCAGCGAUAGAGACUAUGCAAAUUUACCUCCCCUUGAUCUCUCUUAUCACUCUGACCUAAGUUACUAUGACCCCCCCAAUGCCAUGAGCGCCUCCUAUGGUUCCAACCAGCAACCACGGAGGGCUGGGAGGAGCUUUGAGAUGGGCGAUGGGGGCAUCCAAGAUUCGUUCACACAUGACUACUACUUAAAUAAUCACUACAGUCAACGAGAGAUAGACAAUAAGCACUCAUACCUUGAGGGUAGUAAUGGUUACUCAGUUCCCGACAGUGAUAACAACGAUUACAUGACAACCUCAUUCAUUUUGAAGGAGGAAGAGGUUCCCUACCAUGACCCAACCUGUACAGUUGCUGACUGUCAGAGACCUAGUUGUCUGAUCCCAGACUAUUGUGAUGACACGACCAUACCAUACCGUUCCCUAGCCCCAAAAGACCAGUCCGACCAAGGGACCGAACGCCCCACUCGGUCCCGAUCCCAUUCGCGACACCAUAAAAGACACCGGCACCGUUCGAAGAGUGACAUGGGCUCCUUGAAUGGCCCUCAACAAGCCCCCCCCUCCUUCCGGGAUGCCCAGGAAGGUCCUCCCGCGAGUGAGGCGAUGUCCGACACUCUCAGAAGGGAGAAACGGCCCCUCUCUGGCUCAGAUGUGCUGCGAAUGUCUCCAAGGAGCCUAUUGCAGUAUAUUGAUGAAGAGUUGCGAAUGAGAGCAACCCUGCCGGUGGGUAUGGAUGAUACCUCCCUAACUGAAGCUAGUCAGGCCCUCGACAAGGCCAAUCAUAACAGCAGGUACAGCCAGUCAUCAUCACCGGGACGGGAACGAGGGCAUGCAAGAAGACAUUCCAGUGCUGAUGCCCACCAGGAAGAGGGGGAAGAGCUCACAGACCAGACUGCCACUCUUACCCUGACAUCGGCGACAGCACGCCAGAGAGCUCAGAGCGACAGCCAGCAUGACCGCAGACGUGAUGGUUCAAAAGAGAAUGGGCAAGCAGGGAGUGGGGGAGAGGAGGAUGGAAGUGGCACACCCCCUGUUCCACCUCGGAGAAAAGACAAACGGAGACACAACACACCUCCGAGACCUCAGUCGAACGGCCUGCCACCCACCCCAAAAGUCCAUAUGGGAGCUUGCUUUUCAAAGGUGUUUAAUGGUUGCCCACUACAUAUCCACUGUACUGCCUCAUGGAUACACCCAGACACUCGAGACCAGCACAUACUGAUUGGAGCAGAGGAAGGGAUUUACACAUUAAAUCUCAAUGAGCUACAUGAAGCAGCCAUGGAACAGCUGUUGCCUACCAGAACCACUUGGAUGUUUGUCAUAAAAGAUGUGCUGAUGUCCAUAUCAGGAAAAGGUCCCUAUCUCUAUCGGCAUGAGUUGAUUGGUCUUCACAAUCGACAUUUGCACAAGUUCUCACUUCCCAUGAAUAAAAUCCCAGAAAAGUUCUUGCCAAGAAAAUAUGCAAUCACGACUAAGGUUCCGGAUACAAAAGGGACUUUGCGAUGCUGUGUAGGCCGUAAUCCCUACAAUGGCUACAAGUACCUGUGUGGCGCAACCAGCUCCUCUCUGUACCUGAUGCAGUGGUAUGACCCUCUUAACAAGUUUAUGCUGCUCAAGCAAAGUGAGUGCUACCUGCCUCAUCCUCUAAGAGUAUUUGAGAUGGUGAUCACGCCGGACCUAGAGUAUCCCCUCAUGUGUGUUGACGUCAACCGCAGCUACGGCUCGGAGGACAUCUUACGGCACAACCUCAUAAACCUCAAUACUGGCACAACUUGGACCCCUGAAGAUGAUGAGGACAUGGAUGGAAUGGCUACCGUGGUCCCCCGGCAUAAUUUAAAUGUAAAAAAUGUCACGCAAAUUGAGAAGGAUGCCAUUCUAGUCUGCUUCGAAAAUGUUGUGAGAGUAGUUAAUUUACAAGGGAAGAUUAAGGAAAGAAAAAAACAGACAUCGGAACUUAAGUUUGAUUUCAAUAUUGAUUCCAUAGUGUGUUUAACGGACAGUGUGUUAGCAUUUCAUGAGCAUGGGAUGCAGGGUCGAAGUUUCAAGAAUGGGGAAAUCACACAAGAGAUUAUUGACAACUCUCGACUCUUCAGGUUACUUGGCUCUGACCGAAUUAUCACACUGGAGAGCCGACCAUCAUCAAUGUUGGAGCCAAGUAGCGCAGCCUCAGGGGAGAACCAGGGUGUCAACUUGUACAUUCUUGCUGGACAUGAAUCUAGCAUGUACUGAGCUGUCCUCUGAUGGCUGCUGCAACAGUAAGAGCAGGAUACGAGAGCAACAAGGGGUGCAAAUGGCUUGAGUGAGCAUGGCUUAGUGUCUAAAGAAAUAAGAAUGUGCUGGGACUAGUGUUUAGGGUACCAGAAAGGGAAACCCUGCAAUCUCUUUAGAGUCCAGAUCUUGGUGUAGAGAUGCGUGUGUGAUAUACCAAGGUACCAGGUACUAUUUUCCUUAAAAAGACAAAAGAAGAGAGUUGUCUUAAAGAAAAAAAACAGUGAAGGAAUUCAAUGGUUUAGACAAUAAAAGAGUGCUUUUAAUUGGUUUAAGUCUGCCCGGAUACCUGGACUUUUGUGUAUUUUAAUUAAAUUUUGCCUCGAUUAUGACUUCCUGGAUUGCUCAGAGUGAGAAAUGGAAAUUCCUUUUUGACAGGAUUUAUAGCUACCAAAGAGGUGAGUGACUUCUAAAACACAGAAGAAAAAGAUAAAUGUACCAAUAAAUACAAAAAGGUUUUAUGUUAUA